Molecule: messenger RNA, 519 nt
Organism: Mollisia scopiformis
Lineage: Eukaryota; Fungi; Ascomycota; Leotiomycetes; Helotiales; Mollisiaceae
Exons: 1
Coding region: 1-519 (172 amino acids)
Source: RefSeq, a predicted model, not a curated record
AUGAGGAAGCCACAGCGCUUCAUCACUGGCCAUAAUUCUGAAGGAAAAGCAAUAGUCCAACAAGUUGACGAGGGCGAGUGGAAGAAAAUAGACAAUGACAUCGUGCGCUACAAUGUCAUGUGGACCACCUCCACUUUGCCUAUCGACAUCAAGAAUGACGACGACUUGGCGAAGGAAAAAACAGUCCUCUCACUUUCUCUUCCAAAUGGUACCGUCUUGCGAAUGGUGGACAGGUCACCUGGUUCCGUUUCGGCUAUGCAUCGCACACAGAGUCUCGAUUACGGGGUCGUGAUUGAGGGAGAGAUGGAUAUGAUCUUGGAUUCUGGUGAGGUAGUCACUCUGAAGCGGGGAGAUGUAUGUGUUCAGCGGCAAACAUUGCAUCAGUGGAGGAACAGUGGCAAAACAUGGAAUAGAAUGCUAUUCAUUUUGAUGGACGCUCUACCUUUGGAGGUUGGAGGAAAGGUUUUUAAGGGCGAGACUGGCUACGAGCAUGUAAAAGAAAUUGGAUCCCGUCUGUGA